Messenger RNA from Pelodiscus sinensis (Chinese soft-shelled turtle), 1987 nucleotides. The record is from RefSeq and is a predicted model, not a curated record. NCBI's taxonomy places the organism in Eukaryota, Metazoa, Chordata, Testudines, Trionychidae.
CUGACCCCAGAUGAGUUCAUUUCACAUCCGUGUCUUAUUCUGUUGAAUAUGCUCACUGCAUGAGGAAGAGGACUACAAAACCAAUUGUUCCAAACUUUGUAGUCAGCAUAUUUCUGGCCUCCCUGUGUGUGGUCCCAGUGAACCCCAUGGAGCCCCCUGUGCACAUUUUCCGUGAAGAGCCAGGCUCCACCUGCUCUCCAGGCCCCUGCCUCCUCCCCAGCAGCAGCAGCUGGCUCCUGGGCUGGGCCGAGUAUGGCAACAAUGCCAGUGGUGGCUUUGAAGACUUGCAGCAGAACCACACCAACAUUUCCCCAGCUAUCCCUAUUAUCAUCACUGCUGUUUACUCUGUGGUCUUUGUGGUUGGCUUGGUGGGCAACUCUCUUGUGAUGUUUGUCAUCAUAAGGUAUACAAAGAUGAAGACAGCAACCAACAUUUAUAUUUUCAAUUUGGCCAUGGCAGAUGCUUUAGUUACCACUACUAUGCCUUUUCAAAGCACUGAAUACUUAAUGAACUCUUGGCCAUUUGGGGAUGUGCUGUGUAAAAUCGUUAUUUCAAUUGACUAUUAUAACAUGUUUACCAGCAUAUUCACAUUGACCAUGAUGAGUGUUGAUCGAUACAUUGCUGUGUGUCACCCUGUGAAGGCCCUGGACUUCCGCACGCCUCUCAAGGCAAAGAUCAUCAAUAUCUGUAUCUGGCUACUCUCCUCAUCGGUCGGUAUAUCUGCCAUUGUCCUGGGAGGCACCAAAGUGAGAGAAGACACUGGGAGCACAGAAUGUUCUUUGCAGUUUCCAGACACUGAUUAUUUGUGGUGGGACAUCUUCAUGAAAAUCUGCGUCUUCGUCUUUGCAUUUGUUAUUCCAGUUCUCAUUAUAAUUGUUUGCUAUACCUUGAUGAUCCUACGCUUGAAGAGCGUACGACUUCUCUCAGGGUCUCGAGAAAAAGACCGAAACCUUCGUCGAAUUACAAGAUUGGUUCUUGUAGUUGUGGCAGUUUUCAUUAUCUGUUGGACUCCUAUUCACAUUUUUGUGCUGGUUGAGGCAUUAGGGGAUGUGCCCCAUAGCACUGCAGCAAUCUCUAGCUAUUAUUUCUGCAUUGCGUUGGGUUAUACCAACAGCAGUCUAAAUCCUAUCCUUUAUGCUUUUUUGGAUGAAAACUUCAAGCGCUGCUUUAAGGACUUUUGCUUUCCCUUUAAGAUGAGGAUGGACAGGCAGAGCACCAGCAGAGUCAGAAACACAGUUCAAGACCCUGUGUACACGAGGGAAGUGGAUGGGACAAACAAACCAGUAUGACUAGUCGUGGAGAUGUCAUCUUACUGUUCUCAAGGAAGAGGAGAAUCAAAUGAUCUUGGGCUAACUCAAAUAACCACUGUGGUUUGAGACAUUUUUUUGUAAUAAUAUUUAGGAACUGUCAUAAUUUGAACUAAAAUACAUUAAGUGUUUAUGACAGGAAAUUCCCCAAUGAAUUCCCACUCUAUGAAAAAAGAAGACUUUGGCUGCCAGAUUUUGGAGCCACAUUUACAAUGGAGUUGAACAGCUAGUAAAAAUACCCAUUUUCAGCAAAGAAGGAAGAGCUUCAUACCACAUUAGGUGACUCUGGACAAGAAUAACAUUGAACUGUUCUAAUAGUAUGGAUCUGCCACCACCUAGUUUGUACCAAGCAUCAUUUGGUGAUAACACUAAACCAAGUUAUGGCAGAAACUCUUGUUUUGACCUAAAAUGUUUGCUUCAGAAGCAAAAAGAAAGCAUCUUUAAAUACUUUGCUGCUUUCCAAUGAACAGUAUCAAUUCUGAGCCUACAGAACAUGGCAGAGCUAUGUGAUCAAAAUUCUCAUUAACUACUUUGUGUGAAAUAAUAUAUGUUAGUCUAUAAUCUGGAGAUCCAGGUUAAGCAUGAUCUGCCUUCAGGCCAAAAUUAUUUUAUUGUAGCUGUGUAUUGUGAAAACUUUUCAAUGUUCAAAAUAAAUCAAGUUGUAAAGAUAAUUCUUCAUA